Messenger RNA from Photinus pyralis (common eastern firefly), 3202 nucleotides. RefSeq names its product importin-13 (gene cdm). The transcript is spliced from 13 exons. The record is from RefSeq and is a predicted model, not a curated record. Gene Ontology annotation, molecular function: small GTPase binding. NCBI's taxonomy places the organism in Eukaryota, Metazoa, Arthropoda, Insecta, Coleoptera, Lampyridae. Gene Ontology annotation, biological process: protein import into nucleus. The coding region runs from base 83 to 3004 and encodes 973 amino acids. Gene Ontology annotation, cellular component: cytoplasm; nuclear membrane.
GUCAAUAUGAAACACAUCUGUAAGUGAUAAAGUAUUGUUAGAGCAAAAAAUACUCUUUGGCUAGAGUAAAAUAUGAGAAGAAAUGGAUUAUUCCGUUGAAAAUUUAGAAAGGGCCGUUACUUUGUUUUACAAAACUGAGGCUGGUCAGCAAGCAGAAGCUCAUCGAUGGCUUACCGAGGCACAGAAUUCUCCCCAAGCUUGGAGUUUUGUGUGGGAAUUAUUAGAUCUACGAAGGAGCUCCGAAGUCCAAUUUUUUGCGGCUACAACACUUCAUACUAAAUUGAUGAAGUGUUGGUCGGAAGUACCUGUCGACCACUAUGAACUACUGAAAAAUCGAAUUUUGGAAUCGAUAGUUAAUUAUGCGAUGGGUCCCAAGUUAAUAUUGAAUCGCCUAUGUAUCACAUUAUCUGCAUAUAUUAUUCACACCGUACCUCUCCAUUGGCCAAAUGCUUUUGAAGAAUUGGUUUCCAGCUUCCAACCACGUCAUUUACCUAAUGUCGAGCCGGAACGUGUCAUUUGGAUGUUGCUAGAGAUAUUGUCAGUUAUACCGGAGGAAUUUCAAAGUACGACAUUGGCUGUCAGUCAGAAAAACCGAGUAAGGAGUGUUUUAUACGAUGUUAGUAAGGAUAUUCUUAAGGUUAUUGAAAUGUGUUUAUUGCCCGUUACGGGCGGUGGCUACAGUAUUGCUAAUUUAACGACGUACCUAAACUCUACACGUUGUGCGUCCACGUGGAUUCAGUUAGGAGGCAUUACUAUUGAACAGGGCUCUCAUAUUAUGAAUUUAUUGGUGGAUUUAACUUGUUACGUGUAUUGGAACAGGCAAGAAGCGGAAUGUCUCUCAUCCGAAGAAUUGGAACUUACAGAAACAGCUAUUGAGGCUCUAUCGUCCAUAAUGCUUCAACCGCAAACAUUGAAAUUUAAUACGUAUGUUUUGAAGCAUACACGGAAUAUCUUGGAGAAAUUUGGAAAAAUUUUGCAAACCGAAUCUCUCACUGGUGAUUCAAACAAGGAUAUCAUAGCAAAUAUAUAUGGAUUAAUAAUCACCAUUGCGGAUACUCACGCUAAACUACUAAUUUCUUAUCUCAAAUCUGCUAAUCCUGAAGAGCAACAACUUACGACUGAUAUAUUGGCGUGUAUUUUAGGUUGCUCAAAUUUAAGAGGCAUUUAUCCAGUAGACGAAUCGAGUAGUAGUUUACCAUUCGGAUUUUGGUAUACACUGCAGGAUGACAUUCUAUCUCUCGAUUCGGCAGAAUGUGCUGAAUUAUUACGGAUCGUUAAACCGUAUUAUCGACAGUUGGUGUGUAUACUACUUCGUAAGUCAAUGUAUCCCAACAUAUGGGAGGAUCCGCCAAACGUUUGUUGGUCUCUCGAUGAUAAGGAAAUGUUUAGAUGCUAUAGGCAAGAUGUUGCCGACACAUUUAUGUAUUGUUACAAUGUUUUAAAUUUAGAAAUGUUGGAUAUUUUACAGUCAAAAUUGCUGGAAGCAUUGGUAGAGUGUCACAAGUUUUCAAUGAAUUGGAAUGCUGUCGAAAGUUGCUUACAUGCCUUUGCGGCUGUCUCUGAAUGCAUCGAAUGGGAAACUUUAUACCUUCCUAAGCUAAUGAGUACUAUUAAAGACAUUCCUUACGACGAUUUACAUAUUAAAGUGUUGGCAACUGCUUUGGACACGGUAGGCGCAUACUCAGAGUGGAUUGCGGACCACCCGCAAGUUCUUGAUAACGUUAUACCGUUGAUAACAUCGGGAUUGGGUAAUACAGAGGUUGCUCCCAAUGCUACGUUGGCAUUAAAGGACAUUUCGCGUAACUGCCAAAACGAACUCGUCAGUUACGCAGAUCAUCUCCUAGCUGUGUGCCAGUGUGUAUUACAAACGGGACAGUUGCGUUUGGCCGAACGUACACGAUUAAUGCACAGCGUAGGUAUAAUUUUAAGUAUAAUGCCUAUUAAUAAAAUUAUGGAAUGCCUGAAUGCCAUUGUCGGUUCGUUCAUUCAGGAAAUAGAAGCUCUAUUAAAUUCCCAAACUAGUACGGGUGUCGGUAUAUCACUUACAACUCGAUUGAAAAUGUUAUCGGCUUUAUUUGCAACACUGCAUGUGAAACAAAAAAAUGUGUCAACAGAUGCAUCAACAAUAAAACAACCCAUCCUUCUAGUUGUACAAAACACUUUGCCACUUUAUUUGCGAAUUUCCAGAACAUACUACGCUAAUACCGAAUUAAUGGAGGUGUUAUGUGAAUUGUUAAAGCAUGUUAUUACGACGUUAAUGAACGAUUCUAAAACUUUACUGCCAAGUAUAUUGGAACUGCUAGUUAGCACAUAUUCGCUAGCACCACAAGCUAGUAUUUUACUUUUAUCUAAAACGAUUCUAGUUAUGUUUGGAAUAGACGAAGACGUUAUUUGUUUAUUGCACCAACUCCUGUACGAACUGAUCCGUCAAACUUUGGAAAUGUGUGCUGAACUAAAUUGCCACAAUCAGUUGUCCGAAAAAGGAGAUGUUGUGGAAAGCUUUUUUUCUAUGCUAACCCAUGUAUCUAAGAGAAAUAGUAGACUUAUUUUCAACAGUAAUUUGGAUUGUGUGGCCAUGUUCCAAUGUGCUGUUCUAUGUUUGGGUUUACCCGAAGUUCAAACCUUAAAAGCGUGUACGGCUUUUUUAGUCAAUUUUAUAUCGCUGAGUCGUGAAAACGAUCAGGCUCAUGUUAUUCAAAAGUGUGGAGAUGGUUUGGUUAAUAGAAUAUUAAUAAAUUUAGGUGGAACUGUGCCUCGAUCUGCGGCGGACAUAUUGUCGGAUAUUUUAUUGAUUUUAAACAAAAAGUACUGUGAUAAUUUAUGCCGUUGGUUAAAUAUACAAUUAGCGCAGGACGGAUUUCCAACACCUUUGAUAACCAGCAAUCAAAAAGAAAACUUUAUAAAACUCGUAUUAAGAGAAAAGGCAAACAAAAGAAAACUCUCGGAGUCUGUUACAGAAUUUACUCUCCUAUGUAGAGGAAUCAUAAAAGCGGAUAUAUCUUAAAUCAACCUGUUCAAGCGGAAUUAGAAUGCCAUCAUCAUCAUCACGAUAUCCGUAGUAAUCCGCAUCAAUAUCCUUCAUCAACUCUGCACGUGUUUUUCUAGGUGGAAGUGGUGGCUCCUGUUCAAAUAAUUCUCGAACACCUACAAAUUGUAAAAGCUAGUCGAUUAUUUUGUUAUGUAAAUACAAUUUCAUUUUAGA